AUGUAUGUGGUGAGCACAAGUCUUCGCACCACGCGACGGAAUCGUACUGCGACCACUCUGCGCUAUACUCCACGUCCCUUACCCAUCGCUCACUACACUCCUCGUCCCUUACCCAUCGCUCACUACCCUCCUCGUCCCUUACCCAUCAUCCCUUACCCAUCGCCCACUAUACUCCUCGUCCCUUACCCAUCGCUCACUACACUCCUCGUCCCUUACCCAUCGCUCACUACACUCCUCGUCCCUUACCCAUCAUCCCUUACCCAUCGCCCACUAUACUCCUCGUCCCUUACCCAUCGUCCCUUACCCAUCGUCCCUUACCCAUCGUCCACUAUACUCCCCGUCCCUUACCCAUCGCUCACUAUACUCCUCGUCCCUUACCCAUCGCUCACUAUACUCCUCGUCCCUUACCCACCGCUCACUACGUUCCUCAUCCCUUACCCAUCGCUCACUAUACUCCUCAUCCCUUACCCAUCGCUCACUACGUUCCUUGUCCCUUACCCAUUGCUCACUACGUUCCUCGUCCCUUACCCAUCACCCACUACACUCCUCAUCCCUUACCCAUCGCUCUCUAUACUCCCCGUCCCUUACCCAUCGCUCACUACGUUCCCUGUCCCUUACCCAUCAUCCCUUACCCAUCGCUCACUAUACUCCCCAUCCCUUACCCAUCAUCCCACUACGUUCCUCGUCCCUUACCCAUCGCCCACUACGUUCCUCGUCCCUUACCCAUCGCCCACUACACUCCUCGUCCCUUACCCAUCGCCCACUACGUUCCUCGUCCCUUACCCAUCGCCCACUAUACUCCCCGUCCCUUACCCAUCGCUCACUACGUUCCUCGUCCCUUACCCAUCGCUCACUACGUUCCUCCUCCCUUACCCAUCGCCCACUAUACUCCUCGUCCCUUCCACCCUCCAAACCAGCUCCACCAUAUGGGCUUCAUCAGGGGUCAAGUCCUGGGGACUUCAAUCCACUGUACCUUAGUAAUCCUUUAUGUUACUGGCCGCU
Rana temporaria (common frog) is the source of this 1002-nucleotide messenger RNA. RefSeq names its product SH3 domain-containing protein C23A1.17-like. NCBI's taxonomy places the organism in Eukaryota, Metazoa, Chordata, Amphibia, Anura, Ranidae. The transcript has 3 exons. The record is from RefSeq and is a predicted model, not a curated record. Bases 1 to 978 code for a protein of 325 amino acids.